AUGGCAGCCAUGGCAGCCUCUCGAUGUGUUGGCUUUGUGGGCCUUGGGAGUAUGGGCUCAGGCAUGGCAGCCAACUUGGUAGCGAGACUAGGGGCGUCAACAGACAAGGCGCUCCCUUCGCGCCCGCGCCUUCUUUUGUUCGACGCUCGCCCUGAAGCGGUGGACCGCCUACUCGCGGCAAACACUGCCGCCAUGACACGGCGGGCUUCCAGCUUGGAGGCUCUGGCGGCCGAGUGUGGCAUGAUUCUUCUCUGUUUACCAGAUGGCGCGGUGGUGAAACGCACCGUGCAGGCCAUGGUCUCCUCUUUGCAACCAGGAUCACUCGUGGUGGACAAUAGCACCACUUCACCUGCAACGGCCCGGGAAACUUCGCAGCUUUUGUCGGAACGAGGCAUCGCUUUCCUGGACGCGCCCGUCACCGGUGCGCCACAGCGGGCCAGCGAUGGCACGCUGACGGUCAUGGUCGGAGGAUGUGAGAAGCGCUUAGAAGAAGCCCGGCCGGUCCUUAGCAGCUUCGCAUCGAAGGUGCUGCACAUGGGAGCCACCGGCAAUGGUCAACUUUCCAAAGCUCUUAAUAAUUGUUUGUACAACAUCAGCUGUGCGGCCAUGGCCGAGCUGCUGCCCUUUGCGGCCCGAGCCCAGCUGCCGCUGGAGGAGUUUGUGGAGGUGGUGAGCUCGGGCACCGGCCAGUCUUUUGGUUUCAAUCAAUGGGCCCCACGGAUCCUGAAGCGCGAGUUUGAAGCGCCAAAGCAUGGCUUUCCGAUGGGCUCCGCCUUCAAAGACUUUGAGACGUUGCAGGAGGCCUUUUCCAACGAAGGAGAGCUGGUUGAAAUUGUGGUCUACAAUGACCAGGGGCAGAUGCAGGGGACUAUCCUGGUCGAGCUGUUGCGAGAAUAUGAAGAUCCCGCCCAUGAAGGACGAUCAUGGCUGGGAAAAAUCCAUGCCUGCCAAGAUGACUACUUCGCCUGGUGGGUGUCCACCACUUAUGAUCAAGGAGAAGCAGGCAUCCACUUUUGUGGUCGUCGUGGAGACCACUGUUCAGUGCGGACUCCCUUUAGGGACGUUCUACACGUAGACGUGUUCCGGAUGCUGCCUGGAGACUCAGCCCUCUCCCUUCCUUGGCUCUCCGAAGACCAGAAGAAUCUCGUCACACAAUUGCUGAAGGCUUCUGGGCCUCCACCGCCAGGCUCGGGGCAAGUCCCUGGGGCUGGUGCUGGAGAGCCUGGGGGCCGGGGCAAAGUGGAAGGAGGCGAGCCAGGAAUUAGAGGCCUGGCUGCAGCCUUGGCCGGCGGAGAAAGGGAAUCGGACGCUGGAGAAGUGGAGAACGAGCCCAAGGAGAAAAAGACGAAAAAGAGAAAAGCUGGCCGCGAGAAAGACGAGGACUAUGGACAAGGGCUUCAAGAAAAAAUUGCAAAGCGGAGCCCGCCUAAUGUGGGAGCAUCGGCCUUGCGACUGAAGCUGAAGAAGAAGAAGGCCUCAAAGAAGAAAAAGAACAAGGACAAAAAGAAGACAAGCUCCAGCAGCGAGUCCUCAGAUCGAUCUGACUCGCUUUUUCAACUGGCCGCCCUGCCCGCAGGCACAGAGAAGAUCCACCGGCUUCACGAGGAGAGACCGGGGACUCUGGCGAAUCUCACCCUCCUGAAGUUUCAGGAGAUCUUGGAGAGAACCGUCGGGUUGAGCAGGGGAACGGCCGAGAACCCGCAAGAAGAGAGCCUGCCACCGGUCGCACGGGGCUACCUCACACAGAUCCUGUUGACGAGGUUUCCAGAGGCAGCAGCGGGGCUGCGGAAUGUCCGCGAGCUGCGCACCUUGGCGGCGAUCAUAGACGGCAUCUGUCAAAACGACAGCAUGCGGAGCCUGGACGUGGCAGUUCAACGGUUCAAGAGCAUCGAACUGUUCAUGUCCCAGGGCUCGUGGGAGCAAGGCAACCUUCUGGAACUGAUCCCAAGCGAAGGGGAAGCGAGGUCGUACUUCCGGCCGGAACUGAAGGCAACGCAGCAGGAGCUGAAAACAGAACAGCGCCUGAGAGCGGGGCCCUGGCAGCCACGAAGGAACCAAUGGGCUCCGAGAUGGGAGGAUCGGCAGGCGCCUCAUGCCGAAGCAGUGGAUCCCGGCGGAGCAGAAGCAGGCAAAGACGAGAAGCCGCCAUCGAAUCGUCCCGUGCCCGGAGAAGAAAUCCGAAAGGUCAUGGAAAAUGGAACUUUUGAAGAUGAAAGAGGGCAGUGGAUGAGAAGAAUCCUCUAUGACCUUCUAGAGCACCCCCAGGUGCGGCAGUACUAUGAUGAGCUACGCUGCCUGGUACAGGCGCCAACAACAUGGAAAGAGGUGGAACACAGGUUCAGUGAAAUCUUGGUUGAGAUGAUGGAUGAACCAGAAGAGAAGCUUCUGGAGAGCCUUCGAAACACCUUCAAGUGUCUGACAGAAGAUGAUCCGAAGCCUUUGCUCAAGUUGCUGGGGGUCCCGCAGCCACCUUCGGGGCCGUCCCCGGAGGCGGUGAAGGGGCCUCUGGCGCGCGAGUAUAGAGGUGUAGAGAUCAGAUACCGAACGGAGCUUUGGGUCGGCCAAGAUGGCGGUGUGUUCGUGGGACGAUCGAAACCUGGACGGCCGGGAUGCGUCAUCCAUGAGGAUUUUGGACGCCACCUGGAUCGCGAACUUUUUCGAGAAGCCCUUCUGGGGAAGCCCCUGUAUGUUGAUGAAGGCGAGGAAGACCUUGCCGUCGAGGUGGUCCAGGACUUUAACCUGGCACGGGGACCUGAGGCCCGAAGGGUUGAUUGGCAGGCAGAAUGGCUCAAGACCUGGCAAAGGCUUCUUGGGCAUGGGGUGUCCCUGAGUUACACCGGGGUGGCUCUGAAGUUGAUGAUUCGGAGUCGCCCUGGAAGCUUGGGGAACUUCUCGCGACUGUUCAAAUGCUGCGCUCUGAGGAACUUUCAGGGGCACCCCGCAGAGCUGUUGCCAAUGGCCCUGCCUGACGACACCGCGGAGGAGCAGCAUGCCUUCGGGGCCUUGGUAAAAGCGGCAGGGGCUGCUCAUGACCCCAGUGAUGAAGACUGGUCCGCAGUUGAAAAGUCCUGUGAGAAAGCUGGCAUUGCUGCCUGGUCAUGGUUGCAGGUGCUUGGUGUGAAUGCGCUGUACCUGGGCGGAGGCACUGACCGAUGUCUGAGCACUCAGAUGGCCCACAGCUGUGAGUGGUCUCCCGGCCAACAGGCUUUGAUGUCAAGAGCCCGGGAGCUGGCUGAGAUAUGGCUUGAAAAAGGUGAAGGGAAGAUUGAAAUAGGAGAAUGGGACAAAAUCAGUCAGUCGCUGGACGGCAUCUAUACGGGACCAGAGGUGAAGAAGGCCUAUCCCUUGACGGUGGAAGGUAUCCUACCCACUACCCCUGCGGCAGAUGAAGCAGGGCGAAUUGAGCUGGCGGAAGUGGUCGCACCUGAGCUCAAGAGCUUUGUGCUGAAUCCUGAACUCCUGCGCAUCCCGGACGAUGAGCUGAUCGACCCGAGGACCUUUGCCAAAGUCCAUGUUGACAGUGAUGAGGAAUGGAAUAGAGUUGUCGCUCACCUCGUGAAGGCAGGAAUGCUAGAGCGUGAGGAUCCACACGAGACUCUGCGCUACAAAGAUGAGGCCGUCAGGAAUGGUGCUUUCGGUGUGCACAAGGGAUGGCAGCAGAGGGAGGAUGGGUCCCUCUUCCGGACACUUCGGCUGAUAAUCAACCUCAUCCCCUCAAAUGGUUUCCAACGAAAGACCCCUUGGCGCCCUAGCCAGAAAAUGGGGUACAGUCCGCUCUGGGGACAGAUGGUUGUCCUUGAGGAUGAAGUGGUGAUGAGCUAUGGGGAGGACCAACGCCAUUGUUUCCACAUCUACCGCCCAGGAUCGAAGUGGAGAGGCUACUUCGUCCUCAGCAAGAAGGCGGCAGGAUGGGCUUUUGCAGACUCCAGCCAGGAGGCCAGCUACCCAAGAGUUAAGACCGCGCCAAUGGGGUGGUCAAACGUCGUGGACUUCAUUCAGAGCGGUCUGGAAAUGAUGGGAACUCAGGCUGGAAUGAGCAUCAAGCAUGCGGUUAGAUUGGGAGAUGCCCUCCCAGCUCUUCCACUUGACACUCCAAGGACAUACUACUCUUGGUAUGUUGACAACUGGGACUCUUUCAAGAUCGUGGCAAAGAGUGACAUGGGGGAAUAUGAAGGAAAGCCUUCGGAUGACCAGCUGAAGUUGAGAGCUGUCUUUAAACUUUGGGAUGUUGGGAGAGACCCAAAGAAGGCAGCAGAAGGAACUCUGAGCUGGUCCUCCCUGGGGGCUGAAGUGGAUGGCGGCCGAGGAUUGGUUGGCUCGAACACAAAGUUCCGAAGAGGGAUCCUCGGAGCCACCAUCAACCUGCUUCAGGCGCCUUGGAUCCGAACCGAUUCACAAGAGCUGCAGGCACUGGUCUCAAAGCACAUGCACACGGUCCAAUUCUGCCGCCCGCUGGCUAGCGCCUUCGAUCAUUUGUAUCGGGAGGUGGCGAACCCAGGGGGUGGUAGGAACUUGAAUGACUUGGCCCGUGAUGAACUGUUGCUGCUGAGCAGUUUGCUGCCGCAACAUUGGAUCAACCAACGACAUACGCCUUCGGGAACAGUGUUUGCCACUGAUGCUUCAGAAGAAGGAGGAGGAGCGUGCCAAAGCACGGGUCUCAGCGAAUGGGGCCAUCAACGUUGCCAUGGCCUGAGUUAUGCCGAAAAUGGACUGGAGGGAUCCGCGGCUGAUGACCUCUUGGUGGUUGAAAUGUUUGCUGGCAUGGGAGGGCUGAAACAAGCCCUCGAACUGAUUGGUAUGGUUCCUCAGGGGAUUAUCAGUAUCGAUAAUGACCCCACCAGCAAAAAGCUUUCGAGAGCCCACUGCAGGCACGGGAUUUUGUAUGAUGAUGUCAAGACCAUCACCAAAGAAAUGGUGGUUGAAUGGAGGAGACAGUUUCCACGAGCCCGCCAGAUCCUGUUGGCAGGGGGAUGGCCGUGUAUUCAUCACUCCUCCCUGAAUGCCAAUCGGCAGGGAGCAGCUGGCGCUACGAGUCAACUGUUGGAUGAGAUGAUGAAGAUCCGGAGCUGGAUAAAAGAGGCAUCAGCAGCCCAUGGAUUGCCCUCAUGGGACUUAUUGGAGUUCUAUGAGAACGUGGUGAUGGACAAGAGCGACCUUGAAGUCCAGAGUGAGAAGAUUGGAUGGCUGCCAAUGCAUGUUGAGGCGGCGGAUGUGGGAAGAUGCCGUCGACCUAGACUCUACUGGGUGAAAGGCAUUCAAAUGAUCAAUGGAAGCGACCUCAAAGUCGAGCAGCAGGCAAAGAUCCGUGAUCUUGAGAUUGCCCUUGAUAAGGGAGUGAUCAAAACGGAGAUCCCUCCGCUGGACUGGUUCCUCAACAAGGGGGCCAAGAAGCUGAGCCAGGAGAACGAGCCAUUCUACACGUUUACCCGGCCAAUCAUGCGGAAGGAGCCGCCACCUUCCCCGGCAGGUCUCGAGCGGGCAUCGCCGAAGGCGCUCCAACGAUGGCGGGGAGACAGCUUCAGGCUGCCCCCGUACGCCUACGAGAAUGCCAACCUGGUGACUGACAAGAGUGGGCCCAGGCGAUUGCUGCCCGAUGAGCAGCUGAGGAUGAUGGGCUACACCAGCUCACAUCUGACCUUGAAGUCAAAGCUCACCAACGACCAAAAAGGCCAUUUGAUUGGGAACUCCUUCAGUGCCAUUGUUGUGGCCAGACUCCUGACCGGGCUGGCGCUGGAUGACGAUCAGGGCAAGGACGUAGAUCUGACAAAGGCCAUCUGGGAAAGUUGGCGUUCCCUCGAGGACCAAGUUGGCCGGGAACAGCAGCCGUGGCGGACACGCUUCGGGCAAGGGCCUCGGGCGGGCCAGGGGGUGGUGGCCAUGCGCCGUCGUGUGCUGCCACCCGCCGAUCUUCCGCUCAAGGCCAAAUUGGACCCACAGAACCGCCUCACCGACGAAGAGUUGCUGGCCUACAUGCUGACGCGGCAGGCGGUCCAAAAGGGCUGUGACAUCCGGGUGGACCUCAACCAGCCAUUCUCCUAUGGCACUAUGUGCCGACACUCCAUCGACCCAGGAAAUUGGCGAUGGAAAGUCCUCCUCUCCUAUCAGUGGAAGAAAGGGGGCCAACAUAUCAAUGUGUUGGAGGCCACCGCCAUCCUUGACUUGGCACGAAAAUUGGCCCGUGAACCAAAGCACCAUGGAAUGAGAUCGAUCCUUUUGGUCGACAACAUUGUUUCACUCUCGGUCAUUGCAAAGGGCCGUAGUUCUGCUCGCUCUCUUCAAGCUCCACUUCGACGAUUGACAGUGGUCUUGUUGGCCGCGGACCUCCGGUUCUACUUGGGCUGGGUCAAAAGAAGCUGGCGUCUGCAUGGGUCCUGGAGCCGUGCUGAGUUACCGGAUCGUGCUUUGCCCUUUACUCCACUGAUGGCCUAUGGACUUGCUCAAAUGGCUUUUAAUAAAGGUUGGAAGGAUCUUUGCAUGGUGAUCCUACUGGGCUUUACCAUGUUUGCCCGAACGGGAGAGCUUUUUCAGGCAAAAGCAGGUGACUUUGUUUUUGACCACCGACUGCGAAAGGGUGUCUGGUCUCUUCCACUGACCAAAUCGGGGCAACGGGCAGGGGUCCGGGAAUCCUUGACAAUCGAAGACCAAUGGCUGUUAGUGGCACUCAAGAACUACUGCAAGUCCCUUCACCCAGGAGAUACGUUGCGGAAAGCCUCGCCCCAACUGAUGCGGAAUCGUUUCAAAGAAUUACUACAGGAAGCUAACCUUCCCCCAGGCUUUGCCUUUUAUUCCCUACGCCGCGGCGGGGCGACCCAUGCCUAUAGGCAAUCUAAUAAUCUCUCCUGGGUCUGCCUUGUUGGCAGAUGGGGCCAUGAGAAAACAGCCCGAAUUUACAUCACUGAUGCCUUGGCACAGCUGACAGACAUUGGCCUGGAGAUCCCUCCCGUCCUGGCUGGUGCACUGGCGACCUACAAAGAAGCCCUGACUCGGGGCCUGGCGGAUGAGCAUAAAGGAGCGAUGGUAAAGGUGUGGGAGCGCAAGAUGGACGUGACCUGCUCUGCAGCAAAGUCUUGA
Molecule: messenger RNA, 7071 nt
Organism: Cladocopium goreaui
Lineage: Eukaryota; Dinophyceae; Suessiales; Symbiodiniaceae
Source: the annotation of a GenBank genome assembly